AGUCACCAGCUAGAGCGCAGCUGAGACACUAGAGCUCCAGGCGCAAGGGCGGGAGCCACCGCCGCCCCUAUGGCGCCCGCCGCCCUCUGGGUCGCGCUGGUCGUCGAACUGCAGCUGUGGGCCGCCGGACACACGGUGCCCGCCCAGAUUGUCUUGACGCCCUACCAGCCAGAAUCUGGGAACGUGUGUCAGAGCUCACAGGAAUACUAUAACACAAAGGUUCAGAUGUGCUGUGCUAAAUGUCCACCUGGCCAGUAUGCAAAACACUUCUGCAACAAGACCUCAGACACCGUGUGUGCAGACUGCGAGGCAAGCAUGUACACCCAGGUCUGGAACCAGUUUCGCACAUGCCUGAGCUGCAGUUCUUCCUGUAGUGCUGACCAAGUGGAGAUCCAUGCCUGCACUAAACAACAGAACCGAGUGUGUGCUUGCAAAGCUGACAGUUACUGUGCCUUGAAAACCCAUUCUGGCAGCUGUCGACAGUGCAUGAAGCUGAACAAGUGUCCCCCUGGCUUCGGAGUGGUCAGCUCAAGAGCCUCAAAUGGAAAUGUGAAGUGUACUCCCUGUGCCCCAGGGACAUUCUCUGACACCACAUCAUCCACAGAUGUGUGCAGCCCCCACCGCAUCUGUAGCAUCCUUCUUUUUCCUGGAAAUGCAAGCUCAGACGCAGUCUGUGCGCCUGAGUCCCCAACUCUAAGCACCACCUCAAGGACACGCUAUAUAUCUCAGCCAGAGGCCACAAGAUCUCAGACCCUGGAUCAAGAGCCAAGGUCCAGCCAAACUUCAAGUAUCCUUGUGUCCUUGGGUUCAACCCCCGUGAUCGAACAAAGUACCAAGGAUGGCAUCUCUCUUCCAAUUGGUCUGAUCGUUGGAGUGACAGCUCUGAGUCUGCUGAUGUUAGGACUGGUGAACUGCUUCAUUCUGGUGCAGAGGAAAAAGAACCCCUCCUGCCUACAAAGAGAAGCCAAGGUGCCUCAUCUGCCUGAUGAGAAGUCCCAGGAUGCCAUAGGCCUGGAGCAGCAGCACCUGUUGACCACAGCACCCAGUUCCAGCAGCAGCUCCCUGGAGAGCUCAGCCAGCGCUGGGGACAGGAAGGCACCCCCUGGGGGCCAUCCCCAAGCAAGAGUCACAGCAGAGGCCCAAGGGUCUCAGGAGGCCUGUGCCGGCUCCAGGAGUUCAGAUUCUUCCCAUGGCAGCCACGGGACCCAUGUCAACGUCACCUGCAUCGUGAACGUCUGUAGUAGCUCUGACCACAGUUCUCGAUGCUCUUCCCAAGCCAGCACCAUGGUGGGAGACCCAGAUGCCAACCCAUCAGGAUCCCCAAAGGACGAGCAGGUCCCCUUCUCCCAGGAGGAGUGUCCUUCUCAGUCCCAGUGGGAGGCCACAGAGACACUGCAGAGCCAUGAGAAGCCCUUGCCCCUUGGUGUGCCCGAUGUAGGCAUGAAGCCCGGCCAACCAGGCUGGUAUGAUCAUAUUGCAGUCAAAGUGGCCUGACCCCUGACAGGGGUAACACCCUGCAAAGGGACCUCCUCAACCCUGAACCCAUGAGACUUCAUGACUUUUGCUGGGCUCAUUUCCCUUAGUGGUCACCACAGUCCCAGUUGCAGGUCAAGUGAGGGCUGAGGCAGCUAGAGUCCUCAAAAAUUGCCAUGGUGUUUUAUGGGGCAGUCCCAGGAAGUCCUUGCUCUUCUGUGACCCUCUGGAUCUCCUGGGCUCUAGCCUGAUUCUUGCUUCUGAGGGGCCCCAGAAUCUUUCCCUCCUAAAGAGUUAACAUCCUCUUCCAUAUGCUUGGAGAAAGAUAGCACAGUUCUUCAGCCUGAAUGCUGACACUGCAGGGCGGUCUCAGCAGGUAGGAGGAAGUGUGGCCAUGGACACCCUUUGGAUGAGUGCUACACUCUUAGGAAGAACUCUCUCCAAACCCACUGCAGUCCUUUUGAUGCAAGAAUCAGAGGCCCCAGCAGGCAGGAUUGAUCUGUUAUAGGGUGUUGGGGCUGUAGCUCAGUGAUCCUGUGUGCUUUUAGCAUGCCCUGAGUUUGAUCCUCAGCUACACAUACAAAACAGCAGACAGCACAGCCUGCCCCCGUGUGGUUUGCAUCCUCUGCCUUUGACUUUUACUCCUGUGGGCAUACAGAGGGCUGGAGCUCCUCCUCCUGGCCUUCUAAUGAGCCCUUCCAAGGCCACACCUUCAAUCUCAGGGACUGUAGAGUUCCCAGGCCCCUGCAGCCACCCAUCUCUUCCUACCUCAGCCUGGAGCACUCCCUCUAACUCCCCAACUGCUUGGUACUGUACUCGCUGUGACCCCAAGUGCAUGUCCGGGUUAUGCACUGUGAGUUAGAACAGCUGAUGGCAUCGGUUGAAGGGCCCACCCGGAAACAGCUGAAGCCAGCUAUUUUGCCAAAGGAUUCAUGCCCAUUUUCUAACCAACCUGCUUCCCUAGCAUGCCUGGAAGGAAAGGGUUCAGGAGACUCCUUAAGAGACAAGUUCAGUCUCAGGUGCUUGGAUGUCAUGUUCACAGAUUCCACUGGAUAUGAACUUGGUAGAGGAGACCAGUUGUCACCAUGAAGAUUUAAAAAGCUCAGCACUCUGGAAUCAAGAUAUUGGACACUUGGGACAGACUUGUUAGGUCUCUGCAGCAGUAGACUGGAGAGGUGAAGGAACACGUCUGCCCCCUGGUGGCCAGUCCUGGGAUGACCUCGGGCCUCCUAGGCAACAAAAGAAUGAGUUGGAAAGGACUGUUUCUGGGUGUGGCCUCAGCUCCUGUGCUUGUGUGGAUCCUUACUACAGAGUGUAGCAAGGAUCCUUUGCACUGUAUGCUGGACAGAAUUCCUGCUUAUAAAUGCUUUUUGUUGUUGUUGUUGUUGUUGUUGUUUUGCACACUGAGCCCUGGCUGGGUCUGGAGACUGGUUUGGGAUUUUUCUGUGGUCCUGUGGGCUGACCUCUUCUGUGUGAGGAAGAGAUGGUUAGUUGGAUCCACAAGGUAUAUGUAGUGAAAAGCUCUGGAGCCACCCCAUCCCACCUUUACAGCCACUUUUGCAGAGAACCUGGCUGUCUCUCACUUGUAGCCUGUAGAUGUCGAGGAAACACCCAGGCAUGUAGACGCCAGGUGUGCCCCUAUCUCCUGCUCUGAGUCUGGCCUCCUCAUUGUGUCGUGGGAAGGAGAAGAAUUCUGUCAUCUAGGAAGCCCACACCACCGGUCUGAACAAUGACUGUACCAGCUUAGACCAGUUCAGGGCUCUGUGAGCAGAGGACAGGGUCAGGGAACAGUUUGAUUGCUGACACAUUCCUAAAAGAUGAACAGUCCAGAAUCUCCCUCCUUCAAUUUGUAUGUGUCUGUGUGUGUUGGGGUGUGUGUGAGGGUCUAUGCAUUUUUGCAUAUUAUCUGUGUGCCUCUGUGUGUAUGGUGUGUAUGCGUAUGCAUGUUUGCAUGUAUGUGUGUGCCUGUGUGUGGAGACCAGAGGUUGGCUCUGAGUGUUUUUGAUCACUCUUCAUCUAAUGUAUGGAGGCAGACUCUUAUCUCUACCCAGAGCUUGCAUAUUUGCUAGUCUAGCUUGCUUUAGGGAUCCCCUGUCUGCCUCUGGAGUGCUCGAAUUACAGGCAGGCUCCCAUAUGUACCCCGAAUUUACAUGGAUACUAGAGAUUUCUGAUCCUCACAUUUGUGUACCCAGAGUUUUAUCCAUUAAGACAUCUCUCCACAAAAAAAAAAAACAAACAAAAAACAAACAAAAGACAUCUCUCCAAAGG
This is a messenger RNA of Grammomys surdaster, 3741 nucleotides long. It is a transcript of the gene Tnfrsf1b, whose product is annotated as TNF receptor superfamily member 1B. NCBI's taxonomy places the organism in Eukaryota, Metazoa, Chordata, Mammalia, Rodentia, Muridae. Bases 70 to 1494 code for a protein of 474 amino acids. Gene Ontology annotation, molecular function: tumor necrosis factor receptor activity; tumor necrosis factor binding. The record is from RefSeq and is a predicted model, not a curated record. Gene Ontology annotation, biological process: positive regulation of oligodendrocyte differentiation; positive regulation of myelination; inflammatory response. Gene Ontology annotation, cellular component: membrane. The transcript is spliced from 10 exons.